UCAAUUCAAUAUUCUUACACUUACAGUAUCGCUGCAUGGUUACACAUUGCCGCCGUAUUACGCCUCUACGCCUGUUCUUGGCCAAGUGGCAAUGUGUUAAUGUUGCUCAACUCGCAACAUAAAGUUUCGGAUUUCAAAGCCUGAUCGACUCGGCCCAUCGGCAUUCUCUCGGGCGUUAAUAAAAUGAGUAUACAACGUUGUGGGUGGUCGUCUUCUGGAGAAACCAGGCUUCGUCAUGAAAAUAUGCCAGUCCCCCCCUACUGGUUCAGGAUCGCAAAUGGAGUUGAGCGCGCCGCUCAAAAAGAAACUCGGACGGCGAGUUGCACGUCCGUAAUUCAAGGACGGCUUGGCCGCUCGUUCGACAACUCAUUCCUUUUAAUCUUCGUGAACAACAAGUUGCGUUGAAUAUAAUUCAAAGGCACGACGCUGUGCUGCUCGGAGUUAAAAUGAACGUGGUGGAUUAAUGCACGGCCCCCCUGCGCUCUCAGUCUUCCUUGCGUCGCUUGCACGACGGCGCCCAUUUAUCCGUGCUGUUGAUAUUCAUUUAUCCGUGCUGUUAUUCAACAGCACGGAUAAAUGGGGGGCUGCCACCUGUUGUUUUUUUUGUUGCAGGGAUCAUUCUCAUUUUGAGAGAAAGCAACCUGAGAAGGCCGCGAGACUAUUCUACGAAUGGCUUGGGCGGCAACACUUAAACACCUUCCCAGGAGAUUCUGGGCACCCCUCCGAGCGUCUCUGCAGUCCGUUUUGCUGGACUGUCCCGUGGAAAGUGGCUUCUCUUAUUCACGGUGCCAAACCGUCCGUGGAUAUCGCGUGUCGGCGCGGGCUCUGGCCGGCCACAACAAGUGGUCCAAAGUGAAGAACAUCAAGGGCCCUAAGGACACUGCGAGGUCAUUGGAGUUCAGCAAGUUGGGCAUCAUGAUCCGCCAUGCGGUGAAGGAGGGUGGACCAAACCCAGACAUGAACUCAGCACUGGCCAGCCUGCUUGAAGUUUGCCGUUCCAAAAACAUGCCCAAAGCCACCUACGAGACGGCUAUCAAGGGUGCGGACAAGAGCAAGCCUCUGACAAUCAUUAAUUUUGGGGUGCGUGGACCAGGAGGCUUCGCACUGUUAGUGGAGACUUGCACAGACAAUUACAAAAGAACCAACAGCGAUAUCCGCAACCUUGUGAACAAAAAUGGUGGGUCAUUAUUUGAAGGGGCAAAGAAUAGCUUUGAGCAGAGGGGAGUGGUGACGAUUCGGAAGGACAGUGACAGGAAGAACUUGGGUCUAGAGGAGGCACUGGAACUGGCAAUCGAAGUGGGAGCCGAAGAUGUCCGUGAGCAGAUCAGCGAAGAUGAUCCAGUCAACCUCCAGUUCGUAUGCGCAGUGCAGUCACUGCGCGAGGUACGUGAACGCCUGAUGUCCCUUGGCUUUACUCCGCUCUCCUCGGCGCUGGAGUUCAUACCGGUGCGGACUGUGGAGUUGAAGAGCGAGGAGAUGGAUGUGGCAGCACACCUCGUGCACCUCAUGGAGAGUUUGCCCGAUGUCGUGCGAGUCUACGACAAUGUCAUUGCCAUCGACAGCUGAGACCAGCGUUCCUGCUCAAACCCUGCCAUUUCACCUUGGACACUUGAAGACCUUCACUCUUAUUUUAAUUCUGCCAACCUCUGCUUUUUUUUUCCUUGAUAAAGAAACAUCAGUCCAGCUACAAUAAUUGCACUGCACCAACCUGUGUCCAAAUGUUAUAUAUAUAUUGUUUUAAGGAUUUUGAAUAUGGUGAGUGUAAUACUAUUGCUGCAAUAAACAAAACAAAUGAAACGUU
This is a messenger RNA of Petromyzon marinus (sea lamprey), 1801 nucleotides long. The record is from RefSeq and is a predicted model, not a curated record. Lineage: Eukaryota; Metazoa; Chordata; Hyperoartia; Petromyzontiformes; Petromyzontidae.